Molecule: messenger RNA, 780 nt
Organism: Cladophialophora bantiana CBS 173.52
Lineage: Eukaryota; Fungi; Ascomycota; Eurotiomycetes; Chaetothyriales; Herpotrichiellaceae
Exons: 3
Coding region: 1-780 (259 amino acids)
Source: RefSeq, a predicted model, not a curated record
AUGCACGUACCAAUUGCUGUCGCUGUUCUCUUGUACAGCCUUGUCACACUGGCGCAGCAAUCCCAGGUGUCUGGAUCCUUAGGAACAGUCACUCUUUCACCUUCACCAUCUCUUCCGAGCGGAGUGGCGCAAACAGUCGACCCGGCUUUCCCUGGGCUUGCAUUUGAGGCGAGAUCAUUUUGGUGUUAUGCAGGCACAGCUGGACAACCCAACAAGUUCUCCCUGAACCUGUUACGAACUAUCGCCGACAAGACCAAGACCAAGCCCGUCAUUCGUGUUGGGGGAACCUCACUGGAUCAUUCACUGGGCUAUGACCCAGACCAGCCCACGGCAAUCCACGUCCCCGAGGGUCAACCUGCCGGUAUUCCCAGUAACAUGACCUUCGGCCCGUCGUACUUCGAAUCGUUCACCAACUUUCCAGACGCGGGGUACAUCCUCGACAUCCCUUUCUCAUACAAGAAUCACACAAACUCGCUCCAUUUCAUCGACGUGGCAUAUCGCAAGAUAGGAGCAGGCCACAUCUACGCACUGGAAUUGGGAAACGAAGUCAACCUCUACAGACAGCCAUUGGACUGGAGCAUCGCCGACUAUGUGUCUCAGUGGACCGUAUGGACAAGUGACAUCGCGGCGAGCCUCGGCGUUGGGAAUGAUACCAGAGUCUGGCAAGCAGCCGCCACCUCUGUCAAUCCGCUGCUUUCAGGCUAUCAACCGGACAAUUCAUGGCAGAUUCCGACCAUCUUCAAGAAUGGCGCCCUCGUCAAAGACCGUCACCACCAUUAA